Schistosoma rodhaini is the source of this 2050-nucleotide messenger RNA. The record is from the annotation of a GenBank genome assembly. NCBI's taxonomy places the organism in Eukaryota, Metazoa, Platyhelminthes, Trematoda, Strigeidida, Schistosomatidae.
AUGGUUAGGCUAAACGUACUUGCAGACGCCUUAAAGUCAAUAUGCAACGCUGAGAGAAGAAAGAAGCGUCAGGUCCUUAUUCGGCCAUCAUCAAAAGUUAUUAUCCGAUUUCUACGAGUGAUGCAACGAAAGGGUUAUAUAGGAGAAUUUGAAAUUGUUGAUGACCAUCGUUCUGGAAAGAUUGUAGUACAGCUAAAUGGACGUCUAAAUAAAUGUGGUGUAAUCAGCCCGAGGUUUGACAUAGGUGUGCGGGAAACUGAGAAGUGGACCAGAAACCUAUUACCCUCUCGUCAGUUUGGGUAUGAUGUAACAUGUGGUGGGAUUAUGGAUCAUGAGGAAGCCCAUCGGAAGCACCUGGGUGGUAAACUGCUUGGAUUUUUCUUCUAAAUAAAAACUGUGUAACGGAUACAGUGUUUUUAGAGUUCUAAAGCGCCAUAUUUUAGGACUUAAGACUGCGUUCACUGUCGUAAAUACAUAUUUAUGGUAGAGGAAAGUGCUGAUCAGCCAUCGACUGCUGACUUCUAUCGGGAUAUUAUUUAAAAUAUGCAUUUAUCAUAUUCUUGAAGCAUACAGUGCAAGUUCAACUUGGUUAACUGUACUGCAUGACAUUUUGUAUUCAUUCGAGACAUGAAAUUAACUUGAUCACCAGCAGAAAUUAUUAAAACGGAAUAUGAAAAGACUAAUGUGUUUGAUCAACUGGAACUUCAUCUCACUGAAGCUUUGUAUCUACUCACCGUUAAUAAGCUUGAAAGUUUAAUGUUUUCUUUCAAGCGUAGUCAUUACAAUCUAAUUCUUUUGGAACAUCAAUUGGUAAAAAUAGGUUUUGAACGUUUUCUCGAUAUAAGAAGUUAUUAUAAGUGGUAAUUUGUCAACAUGAAUGCACAUAUAUUGAAAGUUGUCAGUGUUCUACAAUAUUUCUCUGGUUCCUACCUACACGACAGUAUCAAUCACUACUUCAUACUGUGUUGGGUUUCGCCAUAUGUACUACUUCAGAGUGCACUGAACUAAGUUGAAAAAAUAUCACAAUCCUAACUCUUAUCGUUUCUUAACGUCCCUGGUGAUCAGGUUGUCCACGGUGUUAAUCCCUGAAAUGUAAUUGUGAUAUGGGAAUUGUACGGUUAGGGCCAUUCCGAAUUUAGGAUCUGUGUCCAACUAUAUGUGGCCCUGGACGUAUUUUCUAUUAUAAUCCUUAUCUAUGCUGGUCCUCAACAGUUGACUUUGCUCAUGAGGUAAGGUGGUGUAUGUGUUUCUUGGAGCGACUCUCCGGGUCCAGAUACAGUUUGAUUCUACCGACAAUCCGGCAGAAGCGCGUGGCAGGUGCAUGACACAAAGAUAUCCCUUGGACUAACGUCGCAGCAAUCUUUGACGGAAGUAUUUUUCAACCAUAGCCAUUUCUGUCUGUGUUGUAAUACCUUGUGUGUUUUCUGAAAGCUAAGUUAUAAUUUCAUAUGUUCGUCCAGAGAUCAAUCUUGUUUCUUACGGUAGAGCGAGGGCGUGUCAAAGUGGGUAAUGUGUGAUUGAUACACAAGAGCCUUCUUCAUUAAUUGAUAGCAAUUUGUGAAACGAAUGCAAAUCCACUUCGUAGAAAAGAACUUGGUGGUUACGUUUGCAUUAUAUAACUCUUGGGAACCAGAAAGUUAACAAAACUGUUCUAAAAUCAGCAUGUUGUACUAGUGUUUGAACUGUUAAGAGACACCGAUAACCAACCACUUUAGAUGUGGACGGUUUGUGUCAACAACUUUCAUAAUCAUGAGUUCAUCUUAUUGUAGACGGUAUUGUAGCAUAUACUGUUGAAUUUCAGUUAAAAGCAUUGCUCUGGAUAUAAGUAAAUCAAUCAUUGAUUAGGUAUUGGGGUUACUUUAUCGAUCACGCCGUGCCGCUCAAACUCCAGCUUCACCGUUACUGGUCCUAAGAAUAAGUGAUAGCCAGAACAUUUGCUAAAACCUAGUCGACUGAAUUAUCAGGAAUUUAUAUCCUACCAGGAGGCGCGCUUAUCGACUUAGAAUGCGUAGAUAACAUAGUCCUUACAAUUGAUUGAUCACUGGGUGGU